Carassius carassius (crucian carp) is the source of this 2333-nucleotide messenger RNA. Its product is annotated as FYN-binding protein 1-like. Gene Ontology annotation, molecular function: protein binding. Bases 464 to 2194 code for a protein of 576 amino acids. The transcript has 18 exons. The record is from RefSeq and is a predicted model, not a curated record. Gene Ontology annotation, biological process: protein localization to plasma membrane; integrin-mediated signaling pathway; T cell receptor signaling pathway. NCBI's taxonomy places the organism in Eukaryota, Metazoa, Chordata, Actinopteri, Cypriniformes, Cyprinidae. Gene Ontology annotation, cellular component: plasma membrane.
CCUUUCGCUUUACUGUAUCUUUUUGUUCCCUAACCCUAACCCUAACCUCAACCUCAAUUUGAACUUUAAUUUAAGUUUCCAUUUUGACUGGCUUUAAUACAAACACACGUCUUCCUUCUUCCUUAAUCACAGUUAAAUGGCAUUUUGUUUAACAAAAUGCUGCUAAACAAAAUGCCAGUGAUAUUAAUAUUAUUAUUCAUGCAAUUUGAAUGCCUGACAAGAGUUUGUGUUGUUUCUUGUUCUUAAAGUACAAAGAGUGUGGUUUGAGUUGAUGUUAAACCUGACCCCAGAUCAGGGUUAUGAUGCUCGAUACUGAAACCCUGGUUACACCUCUUCCUUAUUAAAGUAAUAGAAACAUGCAUUUCCUCUGGGUGUAUUUGUUAUUCUCACCACUUUCAGAGUCACUGUACUCUUGCAAGCACACUUGUGUACAGGCUGGGCCAAUUUCACUAAUGUACAACCCAUGAUGUCACAUUUUAAGUCACUCUCUGGUGAAAGUCCGUUUUCCCAACUUGCUCAGAACAAUCAAUUCGGCAGCGCCAGGAAUCAUGAGCAGAAUCCAGUGUUGAUCCCCAAGCAGGUGAAACUCAAACCUGUGGACAUGAAUAAAGGUCCAGGCUCCAAGCCUUUUCCUAAACCUCUCAUGGUCAAACCCAACUUUACGGUUAACUCUAUGGAGACCAGAUUCAAUCCUCCAGUUCCUAACAUCAAGACCAGUAGUGACUCGAGAAGUGAUGCUUUUGGAGUGAAUCUGCUCAAUAGAGGGAAACAGGAGAACGCUUAUACACAAGCCCCCACUGGAGCUGGAUCCCAGAUUCCUGCCAAACAGAAACCCCUUCUUCAUGAAAAGAUCUCUGCAGCACCGGAAACCACUACUGGUGAUUUGUCAAUGCCGAAAAAGAAGCCACUUCCCGGUUUGUUUUUGUUAGGAAAGUGUCCGGCCAAACCACAGAGACCUCCACAAGUUAACCUCAACAAGUUCACAGGGAACGUAUCCAACACCAGCAACCCUGAGGAAAAUUUCUCCCUCCCACCCCCACCACCUCCUGACCGCCUGUCAAUCACAUCUGUGACUCCACCCCCACCAUCAGCCUUCAUAUUUCUACCUGCUCCCCCUCCUAUGGAUGAGGAGGGUUUUUACGAUGAUACGGAUGUCAUGAGCCGGACGGAGACUUCACUAGGUGAAAGCAGCAAUGUCCCUGAGAUGUCAGAUGAGGAAAUGUACGAGGAUCUUGAACACAACUGGCCAGAAAACAACAAAGAACCGACAGAAGAAAAGAUGACAAAAGACUCAAAAGAACUAAAGAAAAAGCUGGAUAAAGAAGAGAAGAAACGCUUGGAGCAGGAAAAGAAAGAGAAGAAAGAGAGAGAGAAAAAGGAGCAGGAGGCCAGGAAAAAGUUUAAAAUCAAGGGUCCGAUAUUGGUGCUUGAAACGGUGAAGGCCAGUGUGGAUCACAAGGGAGGAAAGAACAAACUUCCACUGAAGCAGGGAGAGAGAGUUGAAAUUGUGCGCAAAACAGAAAACCCAAAGGACUACUGGCUCGCCAGAAACCCUGAAGGCCACUAUGGCUUUGUGAAGCCUGACACUCUAGAUGUUAUGAGAAGCACACCGGAUGGACAGGAUGUGUAUGAUGAUGUGGGCGUAGAUGAUGACGUCAAUAAUCUACCGGAUGCAGCUGAAUGUGAUGCUGAUAUUUAUGAUUGUCCAGAUGAUCCACAAGCUGAUUUCAGCUUUCCACCUCCGCCUCCUCCAGACCCCACUGCAUUUAAUGCCUGUGCCACUGAUGAGACAUAUGAUGACAUCAUUCCAGCAGAAUUCCCUUUUCCUCCUCAGUCUCCUAAAAGCUCUCGAAAGUUCAGCUCAACAAGUAAGACAGACGAGAUGGACCCAAAGAAAAAGAAAAAGUUUGAGAAGGAGGAAAAAGAGUUUAGGAAGAAGUUUAAAUAUAAUGCGGAAAUCAAAGUGCUGUAUCAAGCUACUGUUCUCCAAUCGCUGGCUAUAAAGAAGUUUGGUAAUAAAGACUUGCCAGUCAAGCCUGGAGAAAUCAUUGAUGUGAUCGUUCAUCCAGUGGAUGACAAAAUCAUCGGCCGGAACAGCGAAGGAAAAUUUGGCUAUGUGUCGACUGCUAAUUUGGAGGAGGACGGCUGUAUUUAUGAUGACGUUGGUGAAGAGUGCGUCUACGACAAUGACUAAGCUUGGAUAAACUCAUCUAGUGUGUCUUCAUCAUCUGUCAACAUCCUUAUUUCAUUCAUUCUUUCACCAAACAAUCCCUAUGUAUCUUCAUUGUUUGAGAAUGAUCUACAGUAAAUAUUAUAUGUUGUAUAUACAGUGA